This is a messenger RNA of Somion occarium, 1370 nucleotides long. NCBI's taxonomy places the organism in Eukaryota, Fungi, Basidiomycota, Agaricomycetes, Polyporales, Cerrenaceae. The record is from the annotation of a GenBank genome assembly.
GUGAGCUGCUUUGCCUCUUAGUAUACUUUCAAACUCUUCGCGGGCCAUGGCUAGCAACAAGCUCAAUACGGAGGGGAUUAUGCUGUUUGAACAGCCAUUCGCGAGAGUUCCUUACGAGAACUAUAGAAAAGUGUUCCGUACAUCCCAGAAGCAUAUCGAGAAAGACUUUGGGGCUGUUCAGACCAGUUCGAAAGAGCUCGCGAAACAGACACUGGACGGGAGUAACACCGAGGACACGGUGAAAGCGAUCGAUGGAAUGAUUAAUCGAGUAGAGAACCUCAAACGUAAGCUUUCGGAUCUUCAUCAAUCCUCUGGGGCACCCACGUUAGCGGUUAUGCGUGAACGGCUACAGCACUUGGCCACAGCCGAGUCGCUCGAAAGUGAUGCUGACCCCGAGUAUGCUCGGUGGGCGGAUGUUCGCUUAGAGAGAUGGUUAGUCGACUGGGCGCUGCGAAAUGGAAAGGAGAAGACCGCAAAGCAAAUUGCGAAAGACAGGGGACUCGAGAAACUAGUGGAUAUCGACUUAUUCUCUGAUAUCAGACGCAUUGAGGACGCGUUACGAAGGCAGAGCUGUACCGAAGCCUUGGCAUGGUGUAGUGAGAAUAAAGCCGCCUUGCGGAAAAUGAAGAACCCGUUGGAAUUUGACCUUCGUCUGCAAGAGUUUAUUGAACUUGCACGGGCAAGGAAGCUCACCGAAUCUAUCGCCUAUCAGAAGAAAUACCUUAUUCAAUGGAAUGAGACUCAUGCUAUUCAGAUUCGUCAAGCCUCCGCUCUCAUCGCGUUCAAACCAGAUACCACUUGCGGUCCUUACAAGCGUCUGUAUGAUCCUGGACGAUGGCUCACCCUAGUACAUGCCUUCCGCCUAGCCAUUUACAACCUCAGCACGCUGCCAACAGAACCCUUAUUGCACCUCGCAAUGUAUGCUGGUCUUGCUUCGCUGAAAUCGCCUUCAUGUUACGAUCCCGACUCGAAGAAUGUGGAUUGUCCCGUGUGCGAUCCUAACCUGGGACGUCUUGCGGAGGAAGUUCCUUUCAGCCAUCAUGUCAACUCGACAAUCGUGUGUAGCAUAACUGGCAAGAUCAUGGACGAGAACAAUUGGCCAAUGGUUUUCCCUGGUGGACAUGUAUAUUCCAAGGAGGCAAUGGACGAUAUGGCAGCCAGGAAUAACGGUAUGGUCACCUGUCCGCGAACAGGAGAGACUUGCCAUAUCUCGGAACUGCGUAAAGUGUUCAUAUCAUGAUCACUCCGGUUAAUCUCUCUUGCUAUCGCUCCUGGACUAUCUGGAUAGAUUGUAUACCUAGGUAAUGUUUGACUUUGAUGUAUUCUGUACUCACAUGUUGUACUCGUAUCGAAUCAUACCACAGUUUCGC